AUGAACACUAAGCUCAAUCCAGAAGAGUCCAUGAAGCAAUUGUUAACAAGCAAAAGUUCCAAAAAAGAGAACAGUGACGGGUCAUGGAUGAGAGUGGUACGGUCCAUCAAAAAUGGAAAAGGGGUUAGGGUUAUCCUGUUUGUGAAUUCCCAAAUUCACGCGAAACAACUGAGAAUUUCUCUUCUUCCUCACAAACCAGACGGUGCGAUCUCUUCAACUCACUCACCUUCCACUACCGCGAAAUCUCCUUUGCCUCAAUUCUCCACCGUGUCGACUUGUCUGUCCUGUUUCCUGUUUCAUUCAUCUCUCUCCGCUGCAAACUUAACGAUGUUCUCCGUCUCCUCUGGCUCAAUCCACGACGUUCAUCCUUCUCCAACACAGCUUCUCAUCACUUCCGAUCAGUGUUUCUUCGCUUCAACGAUUCCGCUUCUCUGUGUUUCUAUGCUUGAGUGUCGCAAAUCGUUAUUGUUUGCGUUACAGAAAGAUGAUGAUGAUGAAUAUUGUGAUGCAAAUCAAAAUUUCCGAAACGGUGAAGUUGUUGAUGUGCGUGUUGUUGCCAAUGGUGAUGAUGAAGAUGUACGAUUUGUAGAGAAGCGUCGCGGUUAA
This is a messenger RNA of Vicia faba (fava bean), 606 nucleotides long. Lineage: Eukaryota; Viridiplantae; Streptophyta; Magnoliopsida; Fabales; Fabaceae. The record is from the annotation of a GenBank genome assembly.